ACAAUUAUUAUUUCAAAAAAAACAAAACAAUUAUCAACCACCGCUGCCAGUACUGAUUCUUCUCCGUCGACCGUCCCCGCCGCGACUUAACUCAUUCUCGCCGCUACUGUACGCCGACGCUGUAGCUUCUUCCCGCCAACUCCCUCGCCGCUUCUGCCAGUGCAUACUUAAAGCACCUAAAUGAGCUGAAGACGAACCGAGCUCGGUCUCGGCUUGUUUCUAGUUCAUUUUGAUACUAAACAAGCCGAGCUCGAGUUGACUCGUAGCUUGUUUAUUUAAAUGCUAACGGAUGAGGCACUUGCUGAGUCUCGGGUGAGCUUGAGCCUAGAAGCGAACCAAACUCGAGCGCAGAUACUCAAAUCUCGAAUCACGCUUGAGCCAGAUAUGAUUUUUUUCGCCAUUUAGCAACAUAUCUAAUUGCAACAGGAAAUGGCCGGUCAAUCGAACUCACAACUCUCGCUUUUUUCUCCCGAAGAGGUAGAGUUUAUGGCAGAAGACGAAUUAGUAGAAAUUGUUCCAAAUUUAAAAAUGGAUUCUCUCAAUUUCAUAUCUGGGGAUUAUGGUCCAUUUUAUCCGCAAAUAGCUGCUCAAGUACCAUUGUGGUUAGCACUAGCUUUAAAGAAGCGUGGAAAAUGCACAAUUCGACCGCCUCAAUGGAUGUCAAUCGAAAAUUUGACACAGGUUUUGGAAAGCGAACGUGAUUCUCAUGCAUUUCAGCCAUUGCCCUUUCAUUAUGUGGAAAUCUCCAGGCUUCUUUUUGACCAUGCACGUGAUGACAUUUCUGAUGUAUACAUAGUGCGAUCACUUACUGAGGACAUCAGAGACGUAAGGUUCCAUAAAGUGGAGACCAAUUUAGAGAAGUUUACUGCAUCAACAGUGACGUGGAAAAAUAUGUCUGCAAUGGAAGUGAAUAUAAUCCGUGCGUUUGCUGGGAGAGCGUUGCAGGCAUUUUACAAGCAUGAGGAUGAACAGGUCAUGGCGGAUUCAGAUAGAACACAAGACCGGCAGCAGCAAGUACCUAGUGUCAGGCAAAAACGAAAUCUGAAGCCUAGAUGAUUAGUCAUCAGUAUCCAUUAAACAUCUUUUUCAUCGGAACCUGAGAACGACUUUGGUAUGACACUACUGAAGAUACUUAUGUUGUUUUUGAUCUCGUUCCUUUGCUUGUUACAGUAAUGAAAUGACAUAAUCACUGUUGAUAGAUUUAUUUUGUGGUGAUCUUAUGGGAUCAAAACCCAGAAAACUGUCUGUUUAUGUAGGAAAAAGAAUCAACGAAAAUUGGAAAACAGAAGUUUGGUUUUUGUCGAA
This is a messenger RNA of Mercurialis annua (annual mercury), 1305 nucleotides long. RefSeq names its product DNA replication complex GINS protein PSF2. Bases 430 to 1056 code for a protein of 208 amino acids. The record is from RefSeq and is a predicted model, not a curated record. The transcript is spliced from 10 exons. Gene Ontology annotation, biological process: double-strand break repair via break-induced replication; DNA replication. Gene Ontology annotation, cellular component: nucleus; GINS complex. NCBI's taxonomy places the organism in Eukaryota, Viridiplantae, Streptophyta, Magnoliopsida, Malpighiales, Euphorbiaceae.